Penicillium expansum is the source of this 258-nucleotide messenger RNA. RefSeq lists its product as uncharacterized. NCBI's taxonomy places the organism in Eukaryota, Fungi, Ascomycota, Eurotiomycetes, Eurotiales, Aspergillaceae. Bases 1 to 258 code for a protein of 85 amino acids. The record is from RefSeq and is a predicted model, not a curated record. The transcript has a single exon.
AUGGGUGUAAAGAAGAAUAUAAGCAAAGUAGAAGAACUGAUAUAUCUGAGAAAGAAGCAGAAACACAGCCUAAUAAUACCUUACACUCUGUAUAUAUAUGUACACUGUAUAGAUCGUCUCCCACGUACAAAUAUCAACACUCAUCUCAUCGCCACGCACGGACCACCCACUCAAACCCGAUAUCAAACCCGCCAACUAACCAACCCGCAACGAGGACAAAAACAAAUCCCAAACACAAAAGAACAGACAAAUCCCUGA